Heterostelium album PN500 is the source of this 1449-nucleotide messenger RNA. RefSeq names its product fatty acid synthase. Bases 1 to 1449 code for a protein of 482 amino acids. Lineage: Eukaryota; Evosea; Eumycetozoa; Acytosteliales; Acytosteliaceae. The record is from RefSeq and is a predicted model, not a curated record. The transcript is spliced from 2 exons. Gene Ontology annotation, molecular function: transferase activity.
AUGUUACCAAUAAAUAAUCAAAGAUAUAUCAUUCCAUUUACAUCGAAUUCAGAAUCUGCAUUUGAUGAAUAUUUAGAACUAUUAAAAAAGGAUCAACAAUUAAAAUCAAUUGAAGAUCUUUCACUCUUUCAAUCGACUACUUCUGAACAAAUAAAUAGAAAGUACAACUAUCGUAGAGUUAUUGUUGCUAGAGAUUGGACAGAUCUAUACCAACCUAAUUAUCAAGUUCAAUCAGAGUUACCUUCAAUCGCCACUGAUGGUACUGAUGAUGAACAAGAAAAGAAUGUCUUGAAAAAGAAGAUAAUCAUGAUUGUUUGUGGUCAGAGUGGUAUAUUCCUGCAACUUGGAUUGCAACUCUACGAUCAAUUUCCUGUAUAUAGAGAUACAGUAGAUCAUGUAAAUCAACUCUACCUAACAAUCUCUGGUUUCAAUGUAAUGGAAAAGAUAUUGGAACUGUGCCAACUUCCACCAGACUCUAAAGAGGGUUACAGCCAGCUUCUCGUCAAUCCCCUGCUUUUUAUUUUUCAAAUUGGAAUGAUUCAUCUUUUCAGACACUUUGGUAUUGAACCAGACAUGGUUUUCGGGCUGAGUUUGGGUGAGAUUGCACUUUUCUAUUUGUCUGGAUCGGUCACUCUGGAGACGGCCGUAAAGAUUCUCUAUUAUCGAUCGAUCUAUCAAAACGAAGCGUUGACUACCUACGGCGGUAAGAUGUUAAACGUCCGCAUCAACUACCAUACCUAUCUGGAAAAGUAUGCUAGCCGUUAUCCAGAGUUGGAUAUUGCAACCAAAGCAUCGGGUAUAACAGUGUUGGCCGGUCAACACGAUCAUCUAUUCACUCCACUCAUGUUGGAGUUUGAGCGUGAUGGUGUGGAGUGUUUCUUCUUGGCUAUCGUCGGUACUGUACAUUCGCGAGCUCAGAAAUUGGUUAAACACAAAGUACUCGAUUCUCUGGCGGGAUUGGAGAUGGAAUCGGUCGCCGCCAAGAUACCGUGGUACUCGACGGUGUCGGGCGAUCGCUAUGACCGACCAAUCGAUGCCAAGUACAUCUACCACAACAUGAGAAAACCAGUGGAGGUAGAGGCAGCGUUGCAAUCGAUUGCACGUGACAUCAAAGAUAGAUUCCAAGACUAUGUAUUCCUUGAGAUCUCUGGCAAUGCCAACAUCCUAAGUAUGAUCAAACCAACACUUCCAAAAGCGAUCGUAGUUGCAUCGAUAAAGAAAAGACAUGAUGAAGUUCUACAUUUCCUCUACUCACUUGGUAUUCUGUUUUGUCACGGAUUCGAUGUAUCUUUUAAAUCACAAUUUCAUGAAGACCAAAUCAAACAACACAAUCUUACCACUCACACAACCAACAAGUUUAAUGAAAUCUUAAAGCUCAUUCAUUUGGAUCAGCAAUCCAAUAUUAAUAUUGAUCAAUUUAAAAUAAUAUCAAAGUUUAUUGAUAAAUAA